ACCAGCUGGCUGAUGAGCGAAUGGCCCAGGCCCUUGAAAGAGCGGUGUCCCCACCUAGCAACCAGUUCCAGCCAGACAAGCACCUGGCACGUGCUUUGCAGCGCCUCCUUCAGGAUGGGCAUCGCCGGGACCAGGAGUCUGUCUACCUGGCAAAUCUGCUGAGGCUGUGGGAUGAAGCCAAGGGGGCAACCUUGUACCCUGAGUACGAUGAGACUGGCUUGGCAGGUGGCUCCUCUCCACCCAGAGCACUGCCGAAUCGUUAUUGGCCCCCCGAAGGAGGUUUUGAACCCCAAGAAGAGCUGGGCGCCGAGGAGGAAGCUGCUGGAGAGGUGGACCCCGAAAUGCUGAGGUAUCUGAUUGGCAGGAUCCUAUCAGGAGCAAGCAACAUGCCUUCGCAGCGUCUCCCACUGACUCCCAGACGCCUGCGUCGUGCCAUCUUUGAUGGAGGAGACCUACCCGAACCCCCCAAUCUUCUGCGGGUCAAGCGUCUUGGUGGGGAGAGUGGGGACGAGCUGCAGCGAGUCAAGCGGACAGAAGGAGAAGUGGUGGGUGGGAGACGGAGUAUGAGUGGGGGCACCCAGAGGCUUCGGUAUCUCUCUGAAUAAUGAGAAUUGGUUUCUGUGAAAACAAAAACUGGGGAGCAACCUCACUGAUGAGUUUCCCCCCCUUUGAAUGUCAAUGGACUGUGAGUGGCACCUCGUGUUCUUUCCUGCCUCUGUCCUACCUGUGACCCCAAAAUACUGGGAAAGAAGGGGGAUAACCUUGGACUGGGAUCCCCAAAUCCUACUUAUGUUCUAUAAAGUGUAUGCAGGGGAGGGCCGCUUUUCUCUUCACUGACCUUCUCAGUGCCCUGAUGGAAAGCUCUUUUCAGCUAAGGAGAUGGUUUUUCAUUGAUGGUUAGUUCCUACCUCCCUCCAAAGCCAGAGCUAGGUAUCGCCAGCCUCAUUCUUCUCACUUCUUGGCUUUUUUUUUUAAAAUGUGGCUUAAACAAAUUUCCACCCACCCCAAAAAACCUUCCAACUGCCUUAAUAUUUCUCCUUCACUGAUGCUGCCUCUCACCCCUCCUUCCCUGUUUCCACCUGCUUGUUUCUGUCUGGUUUGUAAGACCCCUUGUGUUCAACCCUCGUUGGCCUACAU
This is a messenger RNA of Protobothrops mucrosquamatus (brown spotted pit viper), 1137 nucleotides long. It is a transcript of the gene PCSK1N, whose product is annotated as proprotein convertase subtilisin/kexin type 1 inhibitor. Bases 21 to 605 code for a protein of 194 amino acids. The record is from RefSeq and is a predicted model, not a curated record. Gene Ontology annotation, molecular function: endopeptidase inhibitor activity. The transcript is spliced from 2 exons. Lineage: Eukaryota; Metazoa; Chordata; Lepidosauria; Squamata; Viperidae. Gene Ontology annotation, biological process: negative regulation of endopeptidase activity.